This is a messenger RNA of Hypomesus transpacificus, 8425 nucleotides long. RefSeq names its product pleckstrin homology domain interacting protein (gene phip). NCBI's taxonomy places the organism in Eukaryota, Metazoa, Chordata, Actinopteri, Osmeriformes, Osmeridae. Gene Ontology annotation, biological process: cytoskeleton organization; regulation of transcription by RNA polymerase II; regulation of cell shape. The transcript has 40 exons. Gene Ontology annotation, cellular component: nucleus. The record is from RefSeq and is a predicted model, not a curated record. The coding region runs from base 206 to 5863 and encodes 1885 amino acids. Gene Ontology annotation, molecular function: protein binding.
GCGAAAACGCAGCGCUAUGACUGUUUACAAGCAGCGAUAUGAACGGAAGACUCUUGUACCAAUCUCAUAUGCUUUUAAAGGUGGUUAUUUCAAGUAUAUCACAUUAUGUUUAAGACUGAGCACAUGUGAAGUACUAAUUGUCCACAACGCGUAAGGAUACAGACGCAGCCGGAUCUGCUUGUGAGCAGUGGCUGUGUGUAGCUGAAUGGUGGAGCUCUCUUCCUGGUGGAUAAACAGUGACAGCUCAGGGCAGCCACCUAAACCUAGAACUGAGUCUGGCGCUGCCCUGCCAGCCAUCCUAAACAACAUCAAAAUGGCUACAGAGAGUAAACACGUCGUGCAGUUGAAAUCUGAACUGUACUUCCUAAUAGCCCGGUUUCUAGAAGCCGGACCGUGUCAAAACGCAGCAGAGACCCUGAUAAGAGAGGUGGAAGAGAAGGAGCUUCUGCCCAAAAGACUGGACUGGACGGGGAAGGAACACCCUGGGACAUACGAAAAUUUGGUGCAGCUGUAUGGGCACGUGCGUCCAGACCACCUGCUGCAGGUGUGUUCCAGGGUGUGUCCCCUGCUGGAGCAAGACGUCCCGGCCAGCGUGCCUGGAGUCCACAGCCUGCUGGGGGCAGGACGGCAGGACCUGCUGAGGACCAGCAAGAGCUGUAAGCAUGUGGUGUGGAAGGGCUCUGCCCUGGCAGCCCUGCACUGUGGCCGACCCCCAGAGCCCCCCAUCAUCUACGGGAGCCCCCCCAACAUCGUGGAGACGAGUCACGGGCGUCGGCUGAACGGCUCGUACCGUCUGGGCCAGCUGCUGCCCACAGCGGUCUACCAGCACAUGAAGAUGCACAAGAGGAUUCUGGGACACCUGUCCUCCGUGUACUGUGUGACAUUCGACAGGACAGGACGACGCAUCUUCACUGGCUCUGACGACUGCCUGGUGAAGAUCUGGGGGACGGAUAGCGGGCGGCUGCUGGCUACCCUGCGGGGCCAUGCGGCUGAGAUCUCCGACAUGGCUGUGAGCUAUGAGAACACCAUGCUGGCUGCAGGCAGCUGUGACAAGACCAUCAGGGUGUGGUGUCUGCAGACCUGCGCCCCAUUGGCUGUGCUGGAGGGGCACGCUGCCUCCAUAACCUCACUACAGUUCUCUCCUCUGUGUAGCGGGUCCAAGCGCUACCUGUCCUCAACGGGGGGAGACGCCACCAUCUGCUUCUGGCAGUGGGACGCAUGCACACUGAAGUUCAGUCAGAGGCCCAGUAAGUUCACGGAGCGCUCCAGACCAGGGGUCCAGAUGAUCUGCUCUUCCUUCAGCGCAGGUGGAAUGUUCCUGGCCACAGGAAGCACAGAUCACAUGAUCCGAGUGUACUACUUUGGCUCGGGUCAACCAGAAAAGAUCUCGGAGCUGGAGUCCCACACGGACAAAGUUGACAGUAUCCAAUUCUCCAACUGCAGUGACAGGUUUGUGAGUGGCAGCAGGGAUGGUACUGCACGGAUCUGGCAGCUGCAACAACAGGGCUGGAGGAGCAUUCUACUGGACAUGCAGACCAAACUGCCUGGGAAGUACAACCCCCCUCCGCUGGAAGACAAGGUGACCAAGCUGAAGGUUACCAUGGUAGCCUGGGAUCGCCACGACAGCACGGUAAUCACCGCUGCCAACAACCUGACACUGAAGGUCUGGAACUCCACCACAGGGAACCUCAUCCAUGUCCUCAUGGGCCACGAGGAUGAAGUGUUUGUCCUGGAGCCCCACCCCUUCGAUCCCAGAAUCCUCUUCUCUGCCGGGCAUGAUGGGAAUUGUAUUGUGUGGGACCUGGCCAGGGGAGUGAAGAUCCGCUCUUACUUCAACAUGAUCGAGGGCCAGGGCCACGGGGCGGUGUUCGACUGUAAGUGCAGUCCAGACGGACAGCACUUCGCUGCCACUGACUCUCACGGACACCUGCUCAUCUUCGGCUUCGGCUCCAGCAGCAAGUACGACAAGAUCGCAGAUCAGAUGUUCUUCCACACGGACUACCGCCCGCUGAUCCGUGACGCCAACAACUAUGUCCUUGACGAGCAGACCCAGCAGGCGCCCCACCUCAUGCCCCCGCCCUUCCUGGUGGACGUGGACGGGAACCCCCACCCCACCCGCUACCAGCGCCUGGUCCCCGGGAGGGAGAGCUGCAGGGAGGAGCAGCUCAUCCCCCAGAUGGGGGUCACCUCGUCGGGUCUGAACCAGGUGGUGAGCGAGCAGGCAGAGGAGGGGGGCAGUGCCCUGGACAGUAUGAUCCAGAGACUGCAACAGGAACAGGAUCAGAGACGCUCCACUGACCCCUCACACAGCAGGGCCAGCAGAGGCUCUGUGGGCUCCCCCUCGGAGGUGCACUCGCCCCCCAACGUGGGCCUGCGGCGGAGCGGGCAGAUUGAGGGCGUGCGGCAGAUGCACAGCAACGCCCCCCGCAGCCAGAUGGCCACGGAGAGAGACCUGGUAGCCUGGAGCCGCAGGGUCCUAGUGCCUGAGCUGGAGGACGCCACUGUCAGGCGACAGGUGGAGUGGAGAGAGGCUAAGGGAGAGGAGGAGAUCAACAUCUACAGGUCAGAGAGAAGAAGACGCACCAUCCACUCCCACCGAGAAACCAAGGUCCACAACCCGGAGUGUGUGGGCGAGGAGGGGAGGCGGAGCCAAAGUAACCAUGGCUACCACACGCGGGCCGCUGUGGAGGAGACGAGCCGUGAGAGCGCCGACGUCGCUGACGAUGACGACAGCACGUCUGAGGGCGAGGCGGAGGUCCUACCUGUAAAUGGAAACUCCUCUGAGGAAGAGAAGGAGAAGGAGGAAGAGGAGAAGGAGCCUUGGCCGGACGACCACAGCAGCUCCAGUGACUACUCCAGCGACUACUCUGACUGGACGGCGGACGCAGGGAUCAACCUGGAACCACCGAAGAAGAGCGUGAGGGUGAAGAAGAAGAGCAGCGGCUCGGAGGAGGACGGAGAGAAGAAGAGAGAGAAGAAGAGAGACAGGAAGAAGGACAAGCCAGACAAAGACGAAGCACUACCAAAGAAGAAGAAGCCAAAGGAGAAGAGGAAGAGGGCGGAGUUUCGAGAGGAGGAGCUCAUUCUUGAGGAGUGGCUCCCGUCUCCGUGGAUCACAGACACUGUCCCCCGGAGGUGUCCCUACAUACCACAGAUGGGUGACGAGGUGUAUUACUUCAGACAGGGCCAUGAGGCCUACGUGGAGAUGGCCAAGCAGAAGAAGAUCUUUAGCAUUAACCCCAAGAAGCAGCCCUGGCACAAGAUAGAGCUGAGGGAGCAGGAACUGAUGAAGAUUGUGGGUAUCAAGUAUGAGGUGGGUCUUCCUACACUGUGCUGUCUGAAGCUGUCCUUCCUGGACCCUGACACGGCCAAGCUCACCGGAGGAUCCUUCUCCAUGAAGUACCACGACAUGCCCGAUGUGAUUGACUUCCUGGUUCUGCGGCAGCAGUUUGAUGAUGGCAGAGACAGGGAGUGGACGAUAGGGGACCGGUUCCGCUCGGUCAUAGAUGAUGCGUGGUGGUUUGGGACGAUAGAGAGCCAGGAGCCGCUGCACCCCGAGUACCCUGACAGCCUGUUCCAGUGCUUCAAUGUCUGCUGGGAUAACGGCGACACAGAGAAGCUGAGUCCCUGGGACAUGGAGCCAAUCCCCAACGAGGCAGUGUUUCCAGACGAGUUAGGCCAGAGCGUCCCUCUGACGGAGGAGGAGCAGAAGGAGCUGCUCUACGUCCCUCUGGAGGGAGAGUGGGGCUCACGCACACGCUCCCAGGAGUGCGAGCGCAUCAUCAAAGCCAUCCACCAGCUGAUCACCCUCGAUGUGGCUGCUCCAUUCUCCUUCCCGGUGGACCUGCAGGCGUACCCCACCUACUGCACGGCCGUAGCCUACGUGACAGACCUCAGCACCAUCUGCAGCAGGCUGGAGAACCACUUCUACAGACGCAUGUCCUCUCUGAUGUGGGAGGUACGUUACAUUGAACACAAUGCCCAGACCUUCAACGAGCCGGGAGCCUUCAUCGUCACGACGGCCAAGUUUGUCUCCGACGUCAUGCUGCACUUCAUCAAGGACCAAAGCUUGACUGACAUCAUUCCCCUGUACAACAGCAUGAAGAAGACAGCUUUCUCAGACUCUGAGGACGAGGAUGAUGAUGAAGAUGACGAUGAUGAAGACACCGACGCUCCUGGAACCUCCACCAGGAAACAGAAAACGCGGCGUCCGAUGAAGCGGCAGCUGUGCACCAGGCCGCCGUCGUACGACCCCCAGGCCUGGAGAGGGCGCUGCAAGGAGCUGCUGGACCUCAUCUUCCAGUGUGAGGACUCGGAGCCCUUCAGAGAGCCUGUCGACCUGCAGGAGUACCCGGACUAUCUCCACAUAGUGGACACUCCCAUGGACUUUGGCACGGUGCGGAGCAUUCUGGCGGCGGGGAAAUACAAAUCUCCCACGGAGCUUUGCAAAGACGUGCGUCUCAUCUUCAGCAACUCCAGAGCCUACACGCCCAGCAAGAAGUCCCGGAUCUACAGCAUGAGUCUGCGUCUCUCGGCGCUGUUCGAGGAGCACGUCAGCUCCAUCCUGGACGACUACAAGGCCAUCCACGGCCUGACUGACCGGCCUACCAGGCAGACGGACAGACAGACUCGACUCGCCCCAGACAGACAGACGCGACACGCCCCAGACAGACAGACGCGACACGCCCCAGACAGACAGACGCAACACGCCAUGAAAAGGCGGAGGAGGAGGAGUGACUCUCCCGCCAGCAGCACUGCAUCCAGCCCAGAGAGAAAGAAGCGCGUGUCGUCACGUGGGGCUACGAGGGCUGAGUCCUCCGCCCCGCCCCCCCCGGUGGCCCCCCCGCGGCCCCCCUCCCUCAGGCAGAACCUACCCCUCAGACAGCCCCCCCAGCUGCUCAACGGCAAGGCCGACACACACACGCCUGGACGCACCCGCAGCACGGCCCGCCACGGCACUCACACCCCGGGGUCCUCACACACGCCUGGGAGCAACACACACAGCCCUCCAGACCUCCCUCCUCCUCGCUCGCUGCGAGGCCACAGCUCCGGGCCCACCCCGUCUCCGGCCCCCGCCGAGCGCUCCCGACACCCCCCCGUUAGCGAUAGCAGUGGAGGGAGCAGCAUGCGGAGGAAACUCCGGACUCCAGUACGGCACACUCCCGCCUCUCCCUCUAGCCCCUCCCCCCAGUCUACGCCUCACCUGAAUGGCCACGGGAGUCAUGUGACCUUGGGCGUGGGAAGGAGAGGACGGAAACCCCGAGCGGAGCCGCCAGCGAGCCCUCCAGAGGUAGUGACCCCAGUGAGCCCUGCCCGUAACCCCCGGGGUCGACCGCCCAAGAAACGAGGCAGAAAAAGCAAGCAGGAGCUGGAGGCCAUGAGGAGAAACUCCGCCCCCGACGAUGACCUGGACCAAUCCACAGGGGACGAGGGCGGGACUUCCUCCUCAGCACAGGAAACGGCUGUGCUUUCAGACUCCGGUCUUUCAACUCCCAAGCCACGACGCGGUAGGCCGAGAGUGGUCAGGACUGAGGAAGCCCCACCCCCAGGCUCAUCUGACCUAUCCCCUUCUCCGCUGAGAAGGAGCUGCCGGCGACUCAACGAUGAGACCACUCCCCCUUUGCAGGCUGCGCACCAAUCACAUCAGCGGGAUUCCCCAGAGGAGGACGACGAGGACGAGGUGGGGGGGUCGAUGCGCACCCGUAACCAGGGGCGACGGACGGCCUGGUAUGUGGAGGAGGACUCGGAGGAGGAGCAGAGACAGCUGUUGUUUGAGGACUCGUCAAUCAACUUUGGAACCUCCUCUAAGGGGCGGGUCCGCAAGCUCACUGAGAAAGCCAAGGCCAAUCUCAUUGGCUGGUAACUACAACAACCAAACAGACACACAGGACAGACAGGGGAGGUGUCUAGGGGCUGACUAUAACCCCACAGGGAGCAAAGUAAUUGGAUCCGCUGUGUGUGUGUGUGUGGGGGGGGUGGGCGCUGCCAGUCUAUCUGCUGCUAAACAAAGCUGUGCCCAGAGCCUCCCCUCUCAUCCUCUCAUCUCCUCCUCCUCAUCCUUCCCUCUGCUCCUCUCCAUCCUCUCCUGACCCCUGUCUCUCUGUCUGUCUCUCUGUCUGUCUGUGUCUGUCUGUCUGUGUCUGUCUGUCUGUCUGCUCCUCCAGCUGUCCAGGAUCCGGACCCCACACAUGUUCUUCUGGGCUGCAGGACUAUACUGGCAGGCCCCUCAUCCUGACUUUUUUGGGGGAGCCUUGUGUGUGUGUGCGUGUGUGUGCGUGUGCUGAAAUACCAAAUGGAAAGACUGAAUGUGCACCUUGGUGUUAGUGGGUACCAUUGUUUUCCAUUCUCUGUGUCCGCAUGCCCACGACAAACUCUGCUCUCCUGUGCUCUGAAGACCAGAGCUCUGCUCUCCUGUGCUCUGAAGACCAGAGCUCUGCUCUCCUGUGCUCUGAAGACCAGAGCUCUGCUCUCCUGUGCUCUGAAGACCAGAGCUCUGCUCUCCUGUGCUCUGAAGACCAGAGCUCUGCGCUCUGAAGACCAGAGCUCUGCUCUCCUGUGCUCUGAAGACCAGAGCUCUGCUCUCCUGCGCUCUGAAGACCAGAGCUCUGCUCUCCCGCGCUCUGAAGACCAGAGCUCUGAAAAACACAUUGUUGUUUCUGCUGCGAGAAAGGAGAGGCAGCAGCAAGGUUGGAUGGAUCAUAUUUUAUAUGUCUCAAUGAAUUCUGAUAAUUAGCAAUACCUUGUGCCUUUCUGUGGUGUGUGAGUGUGUGUGUUUGUGUGUGUGUGUGGGGGGGGGGGGGGGGGGGGGGGGGAACACUCACCCCAUUUCCCCCUUCAGAAAUGUUCAGUUGAUGAAGGGUUUGUCAUUCUGGUGACAUGAUCAUGCAUGGUUUCAUUGAGGUAUAUACCAAUAACUACCCAGAAAGUGUGUGUGUGUUACAUGUGUUUGGCUGUUUAAAUAUGACUGAGAAUAGGGUCCACAUGAGCGUACAAACAGUGGCAUACAGUAUGAUCAUGGUUUAACCUCUCAAAGAUAUUUAGUGAUAACAUUGUUAAUUGAAAGAAAAAAAAAUGUUUUUGAUGUUACAAUACCAAUAUCCAUGUCAAUAUUAUCCUAUUAUAGCCAAGGUGUAAUUGUGAGUUAAACCUUAGGUACAGAGGAUUGAGCUUGGUGUUUAGCUUUGAGAUGCUCUCUCAACAGUGUUUUAUGCAGUUGUAGGGAGCAUCCAUGUUUAUUUUUCAAAUGAGUUUAAACUCUUAAAAAAAAAAAGAAGGAAAAAAAACAAAAAUAAUUUCAAAUGUUUCUAUGUUUUGACGGUGACCACACACAUUUCCGCCAUGCAUGCCCUUGCACUUUCUCACGCCUAACCCAACCCAACCGGAUCGACCCAGAUCAAACUGGAUUGAACAGGCUGGAGCGGGCCUCUAACGACCUGGAGGCAGAUCCCAGACUCUAUGUUCUGAUUGUGCCUUGGCUCCUCCGGUUCCUUGGAUCCUCUUGAUUCUCCAUGUCCCACUUUGGAUCUUCUUGUUCAGCCGGGCUCUGUGGACUCCCCAGGGUGUGCUGGUUCUGGUCACUGGACGCAUGACGCUGGACUGGACUGGUGUCCAGACUGUUUUGAGGGCUGAAACAAGACUAGCUGUGUCCAAUGUGGACAAGGCAUUACAACACAUACACACACACACAAGUUUAUUGUUUUCUCUGUCUCUGACACAUGGUGACGAACUACGAUACUGUUUGUUUUUAUCUUUGUAAAUUUUAUAUUAUGAUUCUUUUAUGCCAAAAUCUGUCUGUGGCUACUAGAGGGCAGACCGUGGCUGUUGAAUGUUGGUUUGUUCAGAGUCAAUACCGGAUCAUACCUAAAACACACACACACACGCUCUCUGGGGAGGGAGGGAGACCGGGGGGAGACGGGGGGGCACCCUGGCCCCCUCAGCUGAUAAAACAUCUCUCACUUCAGCCGACUCAACACACGCCCACGUUCCUGUAGUCCUGGAGCAGUCGCACUGAGCUGUGAGAGGGUCACAAUGUGCUGAAAAAGUCUUUUAUACUCUCCUCUGUGCUAAUAUAUAUAUAUAUAUAUAUAUAUGAUAUACAUACCUGAUAUCUGAUGACUUAUACGUUUCUAUGGGCCUGUUGUACGUGCUGUGCCGGUCUCUGAUCAGAGGGGGUGGGGGGGGGGAAGGAGGGAGGGAGGGUCUUCUGGUGUGUGUGAAGUGGCUGCAUGCUAGCCACUGGGGAGGGGGUGGGGAGGAGGGAUUUUGGGGGUGGAAGGGUGGGUUGUCUUUGUUAGUUUGGAUACUUUUAUAUAAAAAAAAGAGUUCUUGCAAGAAAGCAUAAAGCUAGAAUGUAUGUGUAGGGGAGUACUGAUGUCCUGUUAGUUCAUACUGAUAUUUUAAGGAAAUAAACAGUUGUGUUUCUAUA